GGCCCGCGUGGGUCAGCUGAUCGCGCACUGAGGGUGCGAUCCCGGGCUCCCCAUUCCUUCGUGGGGCGCCUCCCCGGCCCAGGGCCAACUGGGUCCCGGUGUCGGCAGGCCUGGGGUCGGCGACGGCUGCUCUUUUCGUUCUGUCGCCUGCCCGAUGGACGAGCCUCCCGGGAAGCCCCUCAGCUGUGAGGAGAAGGAAAAGUUAAAGGAGAAAUUAGCAUUCUUGAAAAGGGAAUACAGCAAGACACUAGCCCGCCUUCAGCGUGCCCAAAGAGCUGAAAAGAUUAAACAUUCUAUUAAGAAAACAGUAGAAGAGCAAGAUUGUUUGUCUCAGCAGGAUCUCUCACUGCAGCUAAAACACUCAGAACCUAAAAAUAAAAUAUGUGUUUAUGACAAGUUACACAUCAAAACCCAUCUUGAUGAAGAAACUGGAGAAAAGACAUCUAUCACACUUGAUGUUGGGCCUGAGUCCUUUAACCCUGGAGAUGGCCCAGGAGGAUUACCUAUACAAAGAACAGAUGACACCCAAGAACAUUUUCCCCACAGGGUCAGUGACCCUAAUGGUGAGCAAAAGCAGAAGCUGCCAAGCAGAAGAAAGAAGCAGCAGAAGAGGACAUUUAUUUCACAGGAGAGAGACUGUGUCUUUGGCACUGAUUCACUCAGAUUGUCUGGGAAAAGACUAAAGGAACAGGAAGAAAUCAGUAGCAAAAAUCCUGCUAGAACACCAGUAACUGAAGUAAGAACUCACUUUUUAAGUCUUAAAUCUGAACUUCCAGAUUCUCCAGAACCAGUUACAGAAAUUAAUGAAGACAGUGUAUUAAUUCCACCAACUGCCCAACUAGAAAAAGGUGUUGAUACAUUCCUAAGAAGACCUAAUUUCACCAGGGCGACUACAGUUCCUUUACAGACUCUAUCAGAUAGCGGUAGUAGUCAGCACCUUGAACACAUUCCUCCUAAAGGUAGCAGUGAACUUACUACUCACGACCUAAAAAACAUUAGAUUUACUUCACCUGUAAGUUUGGAGGCACAAGGCAAAAAAAUGACUGUCUCUACAGAUAACCUCCUUGUAAAUAAAGCUAUAAGUAAAAGUGGCCAACUGCCCACAAGUUCUAAUUUAGAGGCAAAUAUUUCAUGUUCUCUAAAUGAACUCACCUACAAUAACUUACCAGCAAAUGAAAACCAAAACUUAAAAGAACAAAAUCAAACAGAGAAAUCUUUAAAAUCUCCCAGUGACGCUCUUGAUGGCAGGAAUGAAAAUCUUCAGGAAAGUGAGAUUCUAAGUCAACCUAAGAGUCUUAGCCUGGAAGCAACCUCUCCUCUUUCUGCAGAAAAACAUUCUUACACAGUGCUUGAAGGCUUUCUGUUUCCUGCAGAAUAUUAUGUUAGAACAACACGAAGCAUGUCCAAUUGCCAGAGGAAAGUAGCCCUGGAGGCCGUCAUUCAGAGUCAUUUGGAUGUCAAGAAAAAAGAGUUUAAAAAUAAAAAUAAGGAUGCAAGUAAAAAUUUAAACCUUUCCAAUGAGGAAACUGACCAAAGUGAAAUUCGGAUGUCUGGCACAUGCACAGGACAACCAAGUUCAAGAACCUCUCAGAAACUUCUCUCAUUAACUAAAGUCAGCUCUCCCGCUGGGCCCACUGAAGAUAAUGACUUGUCUAGGAAGGCAGUUGCCCAAGCACCUGGUAGAAGAUACAGAGAAAAAAGAAAAUCAGCCUGCACCCCAGCAUCAGAUCAUUGUGAACCACUUUUGCCAACUUCUAGCCCGUCGGUUGUUAACAGGUCCAAGGAGGAAGUCACCUCACACAAAUAUCAGCACGAAAAAUUAUUUAUUCGAGUGAAAGGGAAGAAAAGUCGUCAUCAAAAAGAGGAUUCCCUUUCUUCGAGUAAUAGUGCUUAUUUAUCCUUGGAUGAUGAUGCUUUCACGGCUCCAUUUCAUAGGGAUGGAAUGCUGAGUUUAAAGCAACUACUGUCUUUUCUCAGUAUCACAGACUUUCAGUUACCUGAUGAAGACUUUGGACCUCUUAAGCUUGAAAAAGUGAAGUCCUGCUCAGAAAAACCAGUGGAGCCCUUUGAGUCAAAAAUGUUUGGAGAGAGACAUCUUAAAGAGGGAAGCUGUAUUUUUCCAGAGGAACUGAGUCCUAAACGCAUGGAUACAGAAAUGGAGGACUUAGAAGAGGACCUUAUUGUUCUACCAGGAAAAUCACAUCCCAAAAGGCCAAACUCACAAAGCCAGCAUACAAAGACGGGCCUUUCUUCAUCCAUAUUACUUUAUACUCCUUUAAAUACGGUUGCGCCUGAUGAUAAUGACAGGCCUACUACAGACAUGUGUUCACCUGCUUUCCCCAUCUUAGGUACUACUCCAGCCUUUGGCCCUCAAGGCUCCUAUGAAAAAGCAUCUACAGAAGUUGCUGGACGAACUUGCUGCACACCCCAACUUGCUCAUUUGAAACACUCAGUCUGUCUUGCCAGUGAUACUAAACAAUUCGACAGUUCAGGCAGCCCAGCAAAACCACAUACCACCCUGCAAGUGUCAGGCAGGCAAGGACAACCUACCUGUGACUGUGACUCUGUCCCGCCAGGAACACCUCCACCCAUUCAGUCAUUCACUUUUAAAGAAAAUCAGCUCUGUAGAAACACAUGCCAGGAGUUGCAUAAACAUUCCGUCGAACAGACUGAAACAGCAGAGCUUCCUGCUUCUGAUAGCAUAAACCCAGGCAACCUACAAUUGGUUUCAAAGUUAAAGAAUCCUUCAGGUUCCUGUUCGGUAGAUGUGAGUGCCAUGUUUUGGGAAAGAGCCGGUUGUAAAGAGCCAUGUAUCAUAACUGCUUGUGAAGAUGUAGUUUCUCUUUGGAAAGCUCUGGAUGCUUGGCAGUGGGAAAAACUUUAUACCUGGCACUUCGCAGAGGUUCCAGUAUUACAGAUAGUUCCAGUGCCUGAUGUGUAUAAUCUCGUGUGUGUAGCUUUGGGAAAUUUGGAAAUCAGAGAGAUCAGGGCAUUGUUUUGUUCCUCUGAUGAUGAAAGUGAAAAGCAAGUACUACUGAAGUCUGGAAAUAUAAAAGCUGUGCUUGGCCUGACAAAGAGGAGGCUAGUUAGUAGCAGUGGGACCCUUUCUGAUCAACAAGUAGAAGUCAUGACGUUUGCAGAAGAUGGAGGAGGCAAAGAAAACCAAUUUUUGAUGCCCCCUGAGGAGACUAUACUAACUUUUGCUGAGGUCCAAGGGAUGCAAGAAGCUCUGCUUGGUACUACUAUUAUGAACAACAUUGUUAUUUGGUCAGACUGCUUGGAGUCCGGUAAGACUGAAAGCAGCUCAGAGACUAUGUCUUACUCUGUCACCCAAACUAGAGUGCACUGGCAUGACCAUAACUCACUGCAACCUCGAAUGCCUGGGCUCAAACGCAGGUCAUUUUUUAUUCGACUACUUUGUAAAUACUCUUUCUUCAACUCUACCCUCAUCCCUCAAAAGAAAACCUUUACAGGGGCCCAUGUUUGCUUUCCUUCCACUUUUAUUUCCCCAGUGCUCUAGUACAAAAAUGUCCUCUCCAGCUCUGCCGUCCUCCUUUCCUCCCUUUUUCCUUCCCAUCUCUCAGUUGUACCCUUUUUCUAUAAGUAGUCCUUUGGCAUUUCGUAUAUAAGAGGUCACAAAGGAAUUUGAGAUUGGGGAGGGAUUUCUUUCUGAAACAGAGUCUCACUCAGUACCCAGGCUGGAGUGCAUAGGCAUGACUCACUGCAUUUUGAGGUAGCUCACUGCAACCUCAAACUUCUGGGCUCAAGGAAUCCUCCCACCUCAGCCUCCUGAGUAGCUGGGACUGCAGGCACACAGCAUCAUGCCCUGCUAAUUUUUAAAUUUUUUGUAGAGAUGAGAACUUGGUAUGUUACUCAGGCUGGUCUUGAACUCCUUGGCGCAAGCAAUCCUCCCACUUCAGCCUCCCAAAGUGCUGAGACCACAGAUGUACACCACCAUGCCUGGCUAAUUUUUAUUUUUCUUUUUCUUUGUAGAGGCAGGGUCUUGCUAUUUUUUCCAGGCUGGUCUUGGACUUUUGGACUUAAGCAACCCUCCCACCUCGGCCUUCUAGAGUGCUGGGAAGUUGGGGAGGGAUUUCUAUACUUGGCUUCUAAGUUCCCCUUAGGGGAUAUUUUCACCCCCACAAUACCUUGAGUUCUGUUGUACUAUUCCAGCCUUCAUUGAUGUUUCCUUCUCCGAAUUCAUACUGCCUUGGUUGUUUUUUUGUUUUUGUUUUUUUGAGAGAAGGUCUCAGUCUGUUGCCCAUGAGUACAGUGGCAUGACUAUGGCUCACUGAAGUCUCAACCUCUCAGGCUCAAGCAGUCCUCCCACCUCAGCCUCCUGAGUAGCAGGACUACAGAUGCAUGCCACCAGCCUUGACUAAUUUAAAAAAAAAAAAUUUUUUUUUUAAAUUUUUUUUUGUAGAGACAGGGUCUUCCCAUGUUGCCUAGACUGGUCGUGAACUCCUCAAUGCAAGUGAUCCUCCCGCCUCAGCCUCCCAAAGUGCUGGGAUUGUAGACAUAAGCUGCCGCACCUGGCCUGCCUUGAUUUUUAAUUUAGUAUUUGCUUCUUUGUGUUGUUUAUCCUCUCUCGUUUUUGAAGACAGGUACCAUGUCUCAUAUCUAUUCUUGGUGCCUGCCUUAGCUCCAUGUUUAGGGUAGUUACUCAAAGGUGUAUUAAUCAUAUUGUCUGUCAAAAGCUAUUACUUACCUUUUGGGCUCUGUAUAAUUUUAUACUUACAUGUAGUAUUUGUUCUUAUUUAACUCCUGAUUUGUUAGAUGUCUCAAGUGAUUCAUGUUAUACUCAAGUGUCAAGUGGCUUUUUUUGGAAACUAUGCUGAAGGUCUAAAUAUUUCUUAAGCUUGGCCGGGCACGGUGGCUCACGCCUGUAAUCCCAGCACUUUGGGAGGCCGAGGUGGGCAGAUCACGACGAGGUCAGGAGAUGGAGUCCAUCCUGGCUAACACAGUAAAACCCCGUCUCUACUAAAAAUACAAAAAAUUCGCCAGGCGUGGUGGCGGGUGCCUGUAGUCCCAGCUACUCGGGAGGCUGAGGCAGGAGAAUGGCAUGAACCCAGGAGGUGGAGCUUGCAGUGAGCGGAGAUCACGCCACUGCACUCCAGCCUGGGCGACAGUGAGACUCUGUCUCAAAAAAAAAAAAAAAAAAAAAUUU
Messenger RNA from Gorilla gorilla gorilla (western lowland gorilla), 5167 nucleotides. RefSeq names its product partner and localizer of BRCA2 (gene PALB2). Gene Ontology annotation, cellular component: nucleoplasm. Lineage: Eukaryota; Metazoa; Chordata; Mammalia; Primates; Hominidae. Gene Ontology annotation, molecular function: DNA binding; protein binding. The record is from RefSeq and is a predicted model, not a curated record. Gene Ontology annotation, biological process: double-strand break repair via homologous recombination. The transcript has 12 exons. Bases 155 to 3520 code for a protein of 1121 amino acids.